Molecule: messenger RNA, 756 nt
Organism: Coniophora puteana RWD-64-598 SS2
Lineage: Eukaryota; Fungi; Basidiomycota; Agaricomycetes; Boletales; Coniophoraceae
Product: S-adenosyl-L-methionine-dependent methyltransferase
Exons: 2
Source: RefSeq, a predicted model, not a curated record
AGGCUGGACAGUCAGUAUAAAAUCUUCAAGAAAAGCUUCGGGAAUGCUCUCCUUCAUGGUCCUGUCUCUUUGUCCUCGGGUGCCGAAGUGCUCGACUGUGGCUGUGCAACUGGAGCGUGGAUCACGGACAUGAGUCAAGAGUAUCCGCACGUCAAGCUUACAGGCGUCGACAUCUCUUCCACCCUCUUCCCGCAAUCCGACCUCACGCUCAAUACUACCUUCCUUUGUCAUUCCACCAUUGCCCUCCCGGAGGAGUGGACCGAUAGAUUCGCGGUAGUCCAUCAAAGCAUCCUCAUCGCCGGCCUCACGGUUACCGAGUGGCCUCUCGCCAUCGCGGAGAUGUAUCGUGUCUGCGCUCCAGGUGGCUCCAUCCAGCUUAUGGAACCUAUCUUCGGCGUACGAGCGGACAAACACUUCUACCGCCUCGAUAACGCGUUCAUGCGCGCUAGGAACAUGCUCGUCGAUGAUCGCUUCGACACAAUCGAGAGGAUGCUCAAGGACGAGGGCUUUGUGGGCGUAACAAAGAUACGAAACGACUUCGUACGGGAGGAGUGGUCGGAGGAGGAGCGUAAGCAGGCGCGGGAGACUCUGACAUUUGCUAAAGCCUCUUUCAAGGACGCGGUUAGGAGAACACCUGGCGUUCCCGACGCGGAGAAGUUCGAUGAGCUCUUAGAGGAGUGGAAGAGGGACGAAGACGCUGCAGACAUCUUCGGACCUGACUAUGAGGCCUGGACAUUUUGUGCAAGAAAGCCUUGA